Molecule: messenger RNA, 867 nt
Organism: Hibiscus syriacus
Lineage: Eukaryota; Viridiplantae; Streptophyta; Magnoliopsida; Malvales; Malvaceae
Product: heavy metal-associated isoprenylated plant protein 5-like
Exons: 2
Coding region: 22-753 (243 amino acids)
Biological process (GO): regulation of defense response to fungus
Molecular function (GO): metal ion binding
Source: RefSeq, a predicted model, not a curated record
UGAGCUUUGUAGGUAACGAUAAUGGUGCUGAAGGUGGACCUUCAGUGCUUCAAAUGCUACAAGAAGGUCAAGAAAGUGCUCUGUAAAUUCCCUCAAAUACGAGACCAGAUAUAUGAUGAAAAGGCCAACACGGUGACCAUCACUGUCAUAUGUUGUAGUCCGGAGAAGAUCAGGGACAAGAUAUGCUACAAAGGUGGCGGAUCCAUCAAGAGCAUUAAGAUCAAGUCGUCGGCGAAGCCCAAGGACCCGGAGAAGCCUAAAGAGGCGGAGAAGAAGUCCGAUAAGCCGAAAGAGGCCGGGAAGAAACCCGAAAAGCCGAAAGAAGCUGAGAAGCCUAAAGAGUCGGGGGAGAAGGCCGAUAAACCAAAAGAAGCUGAGAAGCCUAAAGAGGGUGGGGAGAAAAAGGCUGAGAAACCAAAAGAAGCGGAGAAACACAAAGAGUCGGCGCCCGCGCCGGCGGUGAAGGCUAUGGAAGCGGCUCCUUUACCGCCAGUGGCGUAUGCGGUCGGGUAUUCAUAUAUGGAUGGCUAUGGUGGUGCUGGGCCUAGUUAUUAUGGUGGACCUAGCUAUUAUGGUGGACCUAGCUACUACGGUGGACCACCUCAACAACCGUUUCAAAAUUACGAGACUAUUGGUAGGCCGGUCUAUGAUAGCUGUGACAGCGCCGGAUACUACAACAGUUACUGUUAUGGCGGCGGACGUGGCGGUGAAAGUUUUAGUGAUGAAAACCCACAAGGGUGCUCGAUCAUGUAAGGAAGAACGUGCUGGUGAGCUGCAUAUAGUUUGAACUUGAAGAUACUAAUAAUCUCUUAUGUUACUUGUUCAAAAUGAAGUCAUUUGUGGAUUUUAUUUAUUUUUAUAUUUCUU